Molecule: messenger RNA, 1993 nt
Organism: Quercus robur (English oak)
Lineage: Eukaryota; Viridiplantae; Streptophyta; Magnoliopsida; Fagales; Fagaceae
Product: pentatricopeptide repeat-containing protein At3g22470, mitochondrial-like
Exons: 2
Coding region: 1029-1928 (299 amino acids)
Molecular function (GO): protein binding
Source: RefSeq, a predicted model, not a curated record
UCGUUGUUCUAAACAGGAAAAUAGAAGAAGAAUGACUUGGUGAAGUGUGUACAUUUUCAGCCGCCCCCUUCCCCAAUUUUUUUAUGCUCUCUCCCCAUCAGAUAACUGAUCAGUAGCUUAGUUCAACUAAACUACCCUCAAAACCGACCGAUUCUCUCUCUCUCUCUCUCUCUCAAUUCUCAAACUCUAUCGUUUCGUUCUGAUUUCCGCUGCCGAAUUGUUUGCUGGAUCUUCAGGAAAAUGGGUACGCUGCUUCGUACUUCCCUCACUUCUUUUCGUUCUUAUUGUUAUUAUACUCUUACUACUGCUAGUAUUGUUAGUGCUAAAAAAAUCACGAAUCAUAAUCACAAUCAGAAUCAAAAUCAAUUCUUGAAAUCUGUUAGAGAUCAGUGCAUAUCUAGAAGCUUUAGGAAUGUUGAUCAUGCCUUACACCUGUUUGAUACAAUGCUUCACAUGCGCCCUUUGCCAUCCAUUGACGAUUUUAAUCACGUGUUGGGUGUCAUUGCAAGAUUGAAGCAUUACCCAGUUGUCAUUUCUCUAAUUAAACGAAUCGAAUCAUUUGGUAUCUCUCCUGAUGUUUAUACUCUUAAUAUUUUGGUUAACUGCUUCUGCCAUUUGAACCGAGUAGAUUUUGGGUUUUCUGUCUUGGCAACAAUUUUGAAACUUGGUUAUCACCCAAACUCUAUUAUUCUAAACACCCUUGUCAAGGGGCUCUGUCUUCAAGGUAACAUUGCUGGAGCUGUGAGAUUGGUAGAAGAAAUGGAGAAGAAGGGGUAUAAGCCUAAUGCAAUUACUUGUGGAACAAUACUGAAUGCUCUGUGUAAGAUUGGACAGACUAGUAUGGCUAUUAGAUUGCUUAGGAAGAUGGAAGAAGGGAAUUUUGAGCUUCAUCUGUCAGCGUAUAACACAAUCAUUGAUAGUUUAUGUAAGGAUAGAUUGGUAACUGAGGCUUUGUUUAGUUUCUAUUUCUUUUAGCUCUUGAUCUUCUUGUAUUUGUUUCAUUGUUCAAAGUGUUCACCAUCGUGAACAUGAUGUUCAAUUCUUUUAAUAAAAGUCUUAUUACCUAUCAAAAAAAAUUAACUGAGGCUUUGAACCUUUUAUCUGAAAUGAUGAGUAAAGGCAUUCAACCGGAUCUUGUCACUUACAAUUCCUUAAUUCAAGGCCUAUGCAAUUUCAGCCUGUGGAGAGAGGCUAUUACUUUGUUGAAUGAGAUGACACAGAGGAAGAUCGUGCCAUGUGUAAGGACCUUCAGUAUAUUGGUGGACACAUAUUGCAAAGAGGGGAUGUUGAUAGAGGCGAAAAAAGUUUUUGAUAUGAUGAUUCAAAGAGGUGGGUUUUGUCGAGUGGAGAGACAUAAGGCUACUCUAGAGCUAUUUCAUAAGAUGCAGGCUUGUGGUCAACCUCCAUAUCCCCAAACCUAUGCUGUCUUGUUGGACAGCCUAUGCAAGAAUGGACAAGUUGUUGAGGCAAUAAAAGUGUUUCAUGAGAUGGAAGACAAAACAUUGGGCAACAAUAUUGUGAUUUACAACAUUUUAAUUGACGGUUUGUGUAAUGUUGGGAAUCUUACAAUUGCAAGAGAACUCUUUUAUAGUCUACCUGCAAAAGGAUUGCAACCCAAUAUUCGAACUUUCAAUGUAAUGAUCAAAGGGUUUUGCAAAGAGGGGCUAAUUGAUGAAGCGAGUGAGUUGCUAGAGAAAAUGGAUGGGAACCAUUUCUCUCCUAAUGAUCGAACAUAUAACACAAUCAUCCAAGGGUUGUUGCAACAGAGUGAGACAGUAAAGGCUAUGGAACUUAUUAAGAUAAUGAUUGGCAAAGGUUUUUCAGCAAAUGCAACCAUUGCAUCCAUGUUGGUUGACUUGCUAUCUACAAAUCCAGCAGAUAAAUCACUUCAAGAAUUACUUAUUAAGACUUUGCCAGUCAAUCUAUAAGGCAUAUGUAUAUUUGUUGGAAGUGGUAAUUUACUUUUUAUGAAGUGAUGUUUCUUUUCAUAUCA